Micromonas commoda is the source of this 2404-nucleotide messenger RNA. RefSeq lists its product with no specific name. The transcript has 2 exons. Gene Ontology annotation, biological process: protein folding. Lineage: Eukaryota; Viridiplantae; Chlorophyta; Mamiellophyceae; Mamiellales; Mamiellaceae. The coding region runs from base 1 to 2334 and encodes 777 amino acids. The record is from RefSeq and is a predicted model, not a curated record. Gene Ontology annotation, molecular function: ATP hydrolysis activity; ATP binding; ATP-dependent protein folding chaperone.
AUGAAGUUCUCCAAGAGCCUCGCGCUCAUUUUCGGGCUCCUGCUCGUGGCUGGCGCAGCCGUUCCUGGUGCGCCGGCUUUCAUCGGACACAAGGACAAGACGUUCAAGUCCGGCGCCGAGGUGUCCGAGUUCCAGGCCGAGGUCUCUCGCCUGAUGGACAUCAUCAUCAACUCGCUGUACUCCAACAAGGACAUCUUCCUUCGCGAGCUCAUCUCCAACGGAAGCGACUCCCUCGAUAAGAUCCGAUUCCUCUCCCUCACCGACGAGUCCGUUCUCGGGGCCGGCGACGACGCCAACCUCGACAUCAGGAUCAAGGUCGAUAAGGAGAACGGCGUGCUGUCCAUCCGCGAUCGCGGCGUGGGCAUGACCAAGGCGGAGCUCAAGGAAAACCUGGGCACCAUCGCCAAGUCCGGUACCUCCGCGUUCCUCGAGCAGAUGCAGAAGGGCGGCGACAUGAACCUCAUCGGACAGUUCGGCGUCGGUUUCUACUCCGUCUACCUCGUCGCCGAUUUCGUCGAGGUUCGCUCCAAGCACAACUCCGAGGAUAAGCAGUGGAUCUGGCAGUCCAAGGCGGACGGCGCGUUCGCAAUCUCCGAGGACGAGGGCGAACCCCUCGGCCGCGGCGUCGAGAUCAACAUCUACCUCAAGGAGGAGGCCCAGGAGUACCUCGAGGAGGACAAGCUCAAGGAACUCGUCGAGAAGUACUCCGAGUUUAUCAACUUCCCCAUCUACCUCUGGAACAGCGAGGAGGUCGAGGAGGAGGUGCCUCUCAGCGACGAGGAACUCGCCGAGCAGGCCUCCAAGGCUGAGGAAGAGGAGGAGGAGGACGUGGAAGAGACCGACGAGGACGACGAGUCCGCCGACGACGAGGACGACGAGGUCGAAGACGAGGACGAGGAGGAACUCCCCACGACCAAGAAGGUUAAGAAGACCGUCUGGGACUGGAAGAACGUCAACGAUAACAAGGCCAUCUGGCUCAGGUCCUCCACCGAGGUUGAGGAUGACGAGUACUCCAAAUUCUACAAGGCUCUGUCCAAGGACGACAAGGAGCCCCUCUCCUACACGCACUUCAAGGCCGAGGGAGACGUCGAGUUCAAGUCGAUCCUGUUCAUUCCGGAGAAGCCCCCCCAAGACCUCUUCGACAACUACUACAACAAGGCUGCGGCGCUCAAGCUCUACGUCCGCCGCGUGUUCAUCUCCGACGAGUUCGAUGAGCUCCUGCCCAAGUACCUCUCGUUCAUCAAGGGCAUCGUCGACUCCGAUACCCUGCCCCUGAACGUCAGCCGCGAGACCCUGCAGCAGCACACCAGCCUCAAGACCAUCAAGAAGAAGCUCGUUCGCAAGGCGCUCGACAUGAUCCGCAAGCUCGCCGAGGAAGGGCAGGACGACGACGACGACGAGGCUGCAGACGCCGCCGCCGACGACUCCGCCGACGACGAGGAGACCAAGUACGACAAAUUCUGGAAGAACUACGGAAAGGCGAUCAAGCUGGGCAUCAUCGAGGACGCGUCCAACCGCACCCGCCUCGCCAAACUCAUGCGCUUCUACACCUCCAAGUCCCCCACCAAGCUCGUCUCCCUCGAGCAGUACGUGGAGCGCAUGAAGCCCGGCCAGAAGUCCAUCUACUACCUCGCGGGCGAGUCGCGCGAGGCGCUCGAGAAGUCUCCUUUCCUCGAGAAGCUCCUGCAGAAGGAUCUCGAGGUGAUCUACUUCACCGAUCCCAUCGACGAGUACACCAUGCAGAACCUGACCGAGUUUGACGACUUCAAGUUCUCCAACGCGUCCAAGGAUGAUCUCAAGUUUGGCGACGACACGGAAGCCGCCAAGGCUCGCCUGAAGAAGGUCAAGGAGGAAUUCAAGGACUUCACCAAGUGGUGGAAGGAGAUCCUCCCCUCCGAGGAGGUGGAGGCUGUGAAGAUCUCCAACCGCCUCGUCACCACUCCGUGCUCUGUCGUCACCAGCAAAUACGGCUGGUCCGCCAACAUGGAGCGCAUCAUGAAGGCGCAGGCGCUCAGCGACGACGGGCGCAUGGCGUACAUGCGCGGUCGCAAGACGCUCGAGAUUAACCCCGGCCAUCCCAUCAUCAAGGCGCUCAAGGAAAAGUCCGAAGACGACGCCGGCGACGAGGACACUAAGAGGACGGCGCUCAUCAUGUACGAGACGGCGUUGCUGGAGAGCGGCUUCAUGUUCGAGGAGCCCAAGGGCUUCGCCGGCAGGCUCUUCGACAUGGUCCGCCGCGACCUCGGCGUCGAGGCUGACGCCGAGGUGGAGGAGCCCGACGUCGAGACCGAGCCCGAGGCCGAGGCUCAGGAGGCUCCCAAGGAUGAGCUCUAGGCAUCAUCCCCAUCGAUCGACCGAGCAAGCGACGACAUCUUAUUAAUACCGGAAACGAUGCUAUUUCUUC